Dermacentor andersoni is the source of this 2127-nucleotide messenger RNA. RefSeq names its product TNF receptor-associated factor 6-like. Lineage: Eukaryota; Metazoa; Arthropoda; Arachnida; Ixodida; Ixodidae. Gene Ontology annotation, molecular function: zinc ion binding; protein binding. Gene Ontology annotation, biological process: regulation of canonical NF-kappaB signal transduction. Gene Ontology annotation, cellular component: plasma membrane signaling receptor complex. The record is from RefSeq and is a predicted model, not a curated record.
AAACGCAGCGAGCGGGUAUCCAUUGCCAGCGCCGUGUGCUUGAUCCAGUAAUCUGUCAGCGUUGUCCCUGGGUGGGCUUUUUCUACACCUGUGCUACCGAUAGGAGGCGGUCUCCUCACGAUGGCCUACGAGAACGUCUACAAGCUGCGGGACCAUCCGGAUUUCCCGAACGAGAUUGACGUGCCAUUUGCCAAGAAGCUCCAGCCAGAGCUCAUCUGCUCGGCGUGCAAUUGUGUCACGGCGGCUGGUCUCAAGGACGGCAAGGACCACGUCUACUGCCUCAGGUGUGCCGAAGGGCUCACAGACGGCUGCAACGAGUUCACGUGCUGCAUUUGCAAGUGGAAUGCUCCCCAAAGCUUGAUGAAGAAAAAUGCAGAUGAAUGGGCCAUCCUGGAGAAAGCGCCAUCAGCUUGUCCUAACCGAACCAAGACUUGCCGUUUUAACGGCAAAUUACGAGACGUUCUUGAUCACUACAAGACUUGCAACCUGAAUGGAAAAGUGGAGUGCAUUCUCUGCAGAAAAUUGCAGGAUCUCAAAAACCUAGGAGACCACAUCAAGAACUACUGCCCCAUGAGACUCACGGAAUGCAUAUUCUGUGGCGUGGACGUUGCCGGCCGCGCCAAAGUGAAGCAUGAAAUGAACUGUGACAAGCGUCCUGGAACCUGUGAGCACUGCGGCAAGCAUUUCAAGACCCACGAAGAGCUUGAGCGGCAACACAUGGCUGUAUGCGAGCUCAUGCCUGUUGACUGUUCGUUUAGAGAACUGGGCUGUGACCACAGGCACUUGUCUUAUAAGUUACAUCGUCUCUCGGAAGAGGCAAACAGGCGAGAGAUGGAGAGCCACGAAGCGCACGGUCGCCGCAACGGCCACAACGAUCUCCUCGUUCGUAAAAUCUGCCGCCUGGAAAAAGAGAACGAAGACCGUAAGAACUCAUCCCUUAAAGAGUUAUUUACUGUCGACGGACCAUGCUAUGUUACGCUACAACAGAUGGAAAGGAAAAUGGCCCAACUUCAGGAAUCUGCCAAUGCUGAAAGAACAUUGCGAGCUAAAUUGGAAGAGCGAGUGUUGACCUUACAGAACGAGCUUCAAGCACUCAGAGCAAAACAAAACGAUGACAGUAGUCAGCUUAAACACCGGAUUGCUGAGACGGAAGAUGCUGUGGAACGCCUCGACCGUGAGUUACGUCUGGACGCUAUGGCCCCAGGUUUCGAGUAUGUCUGGAAAGUGCAGCCAUAUUUUGCACUGAAGGCGGCAGCAUUGUCGUCCAAUGAGGAAAUAUCGACGCGGGCACUGUACAUAAACACCCCGGGAUAUUACGUAGAGUUCACCGUUGGAUUCACCCGUCCUGCCUCAUUGACGUCACCGCAACAUCUGUCGUUCAAGUGCCAAAUUUGCAGCGGCGAAUACGAUGACAUGCUUCCCUGGCCCUUCCAGAACAAGAUGAUUUUAGUGCUUGUCAACCAGCAGGACGAACGCGCCAGGCGAUGUUUCGAACUCGACGCGGCAACAGCAGAACACGCUGCCCGUUGCUUCCAGAAACCAGCAUCGGGACAACGGAACCCGAAGUUCUGCUACUCGCAAGUCAUACCCAUUCCUCUUCUGGAGAACGAGAAAAAAGGGUUCCUCUACCAGAACUGCAUCGUCUUGAAGAUUGUUGUGCCUCCACUUUAUUGAAUGUUAUUCCCUCUUCUCGUUGGAAAGCACGGCACGUUCUGACUUCGAGUAUUAAAACAAAGUUUGACAGGAUGAAUAACUUCUUCAGAGAGUGUUAGGAAGCAUGCAGUUCCUCAAGAAGGGACAAUUACUGUUUCAACUUUGGUCUACGGAGUUACGCUUUUAACACUGCACUACACACUGGAGCUAUGCGCGAGGCAAUUGUUCUCAGCGUAGGGUUAUCAUUGCAGUGAAUCGGUAGUGUGAAAUGUAAUGCGUGUGUGCACUAUUUCUGGCGCUUUAUUGAACCUUGAGUAGCUUGUUUUCAACUUCUUUGCUUGUUUGGGAAGACUUGGUAGCACACCUGUGUACGUGCAACCGCACCAGAUCGUCCACUUAUGUGACUGGUAAUAAAAUGACUUCCCCGCAUUCUGUCCUUCAUGAUGCACAAUAAACCAUUGGCGUGUACCUAAA